This is a messenger RNA of Xenopus laevis (African clawed frog), 4811 nucleotides long. RefSeq lists its product as uncharacterized. Bases 257 to 3436 code for a protein of 1059 amino acids. The record is from RefSeq and is a predicted model, not a curated record. The transcript is spliced from 22 exons. Lineage: Eukaryota; Metazoa; Chordata; Amphibia; Anura; Pipidae.
UUCAGUUUCAUUUCCCGCUCCCUCUUUUGCAAUAACUGAUAUAAACACGCCCAGUGUCUCACAGCCUGUAAAACUUGCUUGUGCACAUUAUGUGCUUUUCAUUUAGCAGAAUUCACUCCAUCAUAAUGCAGUGUCACAGACUGUGCCUCAAGGGGGAAAGAAAAAGUCUUAUUGUGAGAAGCAAGUCAUGAGCGAGAGAUCAGUCACAACAACGGAAUCUAAAUCCAAGUUUGGUUUCAGCAUUUAGACAUUAACAAUGGCAGCAAGUGCCAAAAGGCAAAGGCAAGAUGAUGCCUUCACUUUGCUUAUUCGGAUAUGUGAUGCGUUUGUCCGGACACCAGUGGGUAUCAUAAGCCCUAUCAUAAAAGCAAAAGCUUCAGUGCGUGUCUUUUACAGACUUCAAGGCCAUUUACUGGAGAGAAUACUUCGUGAAACAGGAGGAGGAUUUGGUUUGGAGUUAACUAAUAUCUUCUGGCGCUCACUUAAUGGACAUAGCCACAGAGACACUGAAGGCAAUAUAUUCAUAGAGUAUAAAGGAACCAAGCCUCUGGACACGGAUACAUUUGCCUUAUAUAAAAAUCAAUUAGAAAUAAAGUUGUUGAAAGAAUCAGGAAUAAGAAAUGUUCUAAUACAUCGAGUGGAGGAUCAGAAAACAGUUCCCCAGCCUUUAAUAACAGAGAUUGACUACAGGAUACAUAAAGUAACAUCUACAUAUCAACGUCAGUUGCCAGAAAAUGGAAACCUGGCAGAUACAGACUUGUACAACAUCCAAACACAGCUUGCAGAACUCCAUGAAGCCCCAAUUCAGGUGGCAGUAUUUUCACAUAAUGGUGUGGGGAAGAGUUUCCUUCUCAAUAUGUUGCUGCUACUGACAGAAGAAAACCAGGGAGAACUGGAGGCAAACGGCAUGAAGAAAAUUCAAACAUUACAAGGCAUUGAUGAACAUGCAACAAUUAGAACGGUGAAGGAUGAUUAUUAUACAGACCUGCCAGAAGCAAUCCAAGAUUUUAUUAAAGACCUGAAAGAUGAUGAUAGAAGCUUCAAGAACACAGUGAAAUCUAUCUGCCAUGAGUUAAGAUUUACAAAUCGAGAGGAAUUAAGAAAAAAUGCAGAUUCCUUUAGAAAUCUCGGGAGCUAUUUUACAGACCAGAAGAGGAUUAACAUUGAACCUUUUUUGUUGCCACAGAAAGAGGCAUGUAAUUCUUAUCAUUCCACAACAAAAUGUAUAUUUAAUCUAAGAUAUGGUGCGUCCUUUCAAAUGCGAGUGGAUUACCUGGAGAAGAAACAAAUACAAAAUCAGUUGUUUGAGCUGAAAUUUCUAGAGCUAGAAAUGAGAACAAAUGAAAUUGAUAAUUCUAUAAAAGAAAUGGCUUUUGAGUCACUUAAGGCACGAGCUUCUGUAUUAACUGAAUAUGACUUCUGUGAAAAUGAAGAGCAUGCACUCAGGGAUAUUCUGUGCACUAUAACCCAUCCUGAAGAUGUUAAAAUAUGCAAAGACGUUGAAGCAUUUGCAGGAAAAACAGAAAUAUAUCUUGGGAAAGGUGGAAAUGCAGCAGAAGAAAGGCUGGCUCUUCAGAAGCUCCUCCAAGAAUUUACAUUACAAAAUGAAAAUCCAUCUGACCUGAUGUGCAAAAAAAUUGCCGCAAUUAAAAGCAUUGUGGUUUAUGUGCCAAGCAAACUUCUGCAUAGUGGGAUAGACAUUUUGGAAAUGCCAGGAACUAACCAUUCUGACCCACUGGCGUUUAGCUUUAUACAAGAUGCUCUGGACACAGCGGAUGUCUUACUUCUGCUCUCUGAGUCUGCAUUUACCAUUACUGGACAAGAGGUUAAAUACAUACUUAAAAAUAGUGGUUUCUUUAAAAAUUGGAUAAAGGAUUCACAAGAAUAUAAACUGAUGUUCCUUUCCUAUCCAGAAAAGUAUCAGAACUUUCAGUUUGGAAAAGAUGACCUUGAAAAACUACAGAAGAUGGGAGGUGAAGAGGAAAGGAAAAGAAGAAGAAGAGAAUUACACGAGCUUUCUAGAAUAAUGAUCCCGAAUACUUUGCCCCCAAAUAUGGAAAGAAAUGUAGUUACUUCAUCAAUAUUACCGGUGUUAUACACAUCAAUUCAUGCACAAGAGGGAAUGCCACAUAAACUGGUAGAGGAAUAUGCAACAUUUUUACAAUAUACUGGAGUUAAAAGCUUAUUCGUCCAGCUUGAUAACUUUGUGCUAGAAAAAAAGAAAUUUCUUUUAGAAGAGCUUGAAAAUAAACUGACUGAUUUUGAAAAAAAGAAAUGGAAUGAAUUAAAUGAGGGACCCCAAAGCAGCGCUGGAUGUAGCCCACAAAAGCCAGAUAUUAAACAAGAAUCAUUUUUGAAGAAAAAUGAAGACCUUUUUGAUGACCUGAAAAAAACACAAGAAAAAAUAAUUAAUGACACAAUCAACUCUAAACUAAAAGAUUUAAUGCUACAGUUCACUGGAAAUGCCAUAAGGAUGUGGGCUGAAAAUGAGAGCAAAAUUACAGAUUCAGCAAUCUUCAAUCCAGAAUAUAAAGGCAAACAUACAGCUUUUAAGGUAAAAAUUCACGAUGUGCUGUUUGGUGAUCUCGCUGAAAAGUUAUCACCAGUUUUUCAGCAACUUAUUGAGGAACUAAAGAAUGUAUUUGAACAAUACAAGGAGAAGACAAUAGCAUUGUUUAGAAAGGAGCUAAAUGUCAACGGGAGGCCAAGUGCAGAGAAAAUUGGAGGUUCCUUGGAAUUUGCUUUGAAUUGGUUUUUAGGGGUAAGAAGAUCAUCUCUAAAUGAACAGACCUUACGGAGAUCUUUUGAGGACAAGUUUAAGGAGUGCUUAAUAAAGCACAUAUUGGAGCCUGCUUACACAGACAGCAUUGAGAACACAAAAAAAAGAAUGGAGAGUCAAAUUACAAUUGUAUCACAGAAAGUGAAAGAAUUAUUCUUAAAAAACAUACUUUCCCUUUACAAUGAGAGGUGGCCUAAAAAUCUUGCCAGAUACAUGGUCCGUGCCUGCGUCCCUAUUAGCCGUCCGGAAUGCACAUUCUGCGGAAAAAUAAGUUGUUCUAUUUGCAUGUACAUGGAAACCACUUCCACAUUUAUAAGCAGUAGAACUGGUAACGUCUAUAACAUAACAGAAAGACUAAGCUGUGUCACAAGCCAUGUGAUAUACCUGAUCACCUGCAAGAAGUGUAAGAUGCAGUAUGUGGGGAAAACAUCAAACUCCAUACGCCGCAGGUUUGUUGACCAUUUAUCUACAAUAAAUUGCAAGAAGGCCCUGUCUCUUCCUCAGCAUUUCCAUCUGCCUGGUCAUUCAACACAGGACAUAGCACUUACAGUCAUCGAAAGGGUCAGAAGCGACCAAAAUCUGCAGAAAAGGGAAAUGUUCUGGAUUCAAGAGCUGGACACACUGAGACCUAAUGGGCUGAAUGUGAAAAGUAAAUAGCUUAAUGUAUCAAACAUGUAACCUGCCAUUUGUAUUAGUAUAUUAGACUAAACUAGACUAAACUAUGAGGAAAUGGGGGGGGGGGAUAUCAGUAAAGGUUAAAGGGUAAACAUAUCACAUGCAAUUAUUACAUACUUUUGUUAAUGUUCAAAGUGCAAAUAUCAGGCAUUACAUUGUGAAUGUAGCAUCAUUUAAGACAUGGUAGCACACCUGUUAGAAAAACAUGUAUAUUUGAAUAAUGUUAAGAAUUGUAUUAAGUUAUGGAGAGACAGUACAGGGUUGCCAGUAAGGCCACAUUGCAUUAAUGUAUCUCCACCUAAAUAGCCAGCCUUAUGGUACAUACCACAAAGUUUUGCACAAUGCAUUGGCCACUUGUCAGUUUGAAAGCUAUGGACAAAAUGCAGGGAUCCCUUUAUCCACUUGCUUGAAUUCUGGAGACAAUAGUGGAAUUUUCAGUGCAUACUGAGGUACAUAUUCAAAUAACAUUGCCACUUUUGAUUUUUUUUUUGUUUUAAACUGGAUGGUGAUGUAGUGGCAGGGGCAGUAUGGGAAUGUCCAGGUGCUGGAAAAUGUCAUCGGGUGGCAGAACUCCAAAACCUUAACAGGAAUGGGGAAAAAAACCCAUGCCCAUCCUUACUUCACAAAUUAAACUAAUACUGGACGGAAGUAAGACAAUGAAGUCCUGUAUGAUAGUGUAACACUAUUUUGGGCUAUACAGGCCAACGGGGUUAAUCACCAGCUAGUGCACUAGAGCAUGGGUUACACGUGACUCUAACACUUCAGGCUAGGGCCUUCGCUACAUGGAAGAUUAAAUGUGUGGUUUAGUGUAACUACAACUCCCACAGGCUACUGUGCAAUAAAACAGGAAAAGAAUGGGUGCCAGGAGGUUCUUGCUGUCAAACAGAAUAAAACUUUUAUUUGUCAGAGACAAAUGAUCCACAGGGUUGUACUUACAAAGCCACAGAGGCCCCAGCAGAAAAACAUGACAUGAUUAGAACAUGUCCCUCAGAGACAACACAGUGGAACUCACUGAUAGUGUCACACCAGGAUAGAUACACCCUCAGGAUCUCAGCAUUGUGACCUGGAUCCCACACGUUGGAUUAGGGAACUCACCAGCCCUAAUUCCUAUUAGGUUGUGUCCCUAUACUACAGGCCGGUCUUGCCUGAGGGGAGAGCUACCUCCCUGUUAUCCCUCCUAGUUGGAGCCAAACUGCUCUUGCUACUUAACCUGCCUGUCUUACUCUCCUAGAGAGUCCUAUUACAGGUAGUAUCCUGUCACAUUCAUGGGGUUCUUGCUCCCCAUCUUAUCUCUCUAGAGGUACUUGUCCCUCUAGGGCACAUGGCUUUACUGGGCCUUGUUGUACCCAGGCUCCCU